GCCGACCAGCAGAUGUGACAUAAAAAAGCAACAUAGGAGAAUUGUGUUUGGUCUUCGAGGAAAGCUUGCUCAGUGGGACAUUUUUAUUUAAAACAGCACACUUAAACACACUUUUUUUUUUUGAUAUUCACUUUUUAGGGAGUCGUUUGCUGAUCUGUGUAGACCUGGUUCUUCUAAUGAAAGUUUUCUCCAUGAGUUUCCAGUCUGCGUCCAGUAGUUCUUGAUCUCGGAGGGAAGGAAGGACGAGAGGAAGAUGGCGAUCCACGCCGAGGGUAUCGUGGCUAUCGUGCUCUUCUAUGUCCUGAUUCUUUUCGUGGGCAUCUGGGCUGCGUGGAAGAAUAAGAACUCUGGGGUUGGCGAAGGCAUAGAUCGGAGCGAGAGUAUUAUGGUCGGGGGAAGGGACAUAGGGUUGUUCGUUGGGGGAUUCACAAUGACCGCCACCUGGGUGGGUGGAGGUUACAUCAAUGGAACAGCAGAAUAUGUCUACCUGCCAGACUACGGGCUGGCCUGGGCACAGGCACCCUUUGGUUAUGCUCUCAGCUUGGUUGUAGGUGGUCUUUUCUUUGCCAAACCCAUGCGAUCGCGUGGAUAUGUCACCAUGCUGGACCCCUUCCAGCAACUAUAUGGCAAAAGGAUGGGGGGUCUACUCUUCAUUCCGGCACUCAUGGGAGAAAUCUUCUGGUCUGCAGCCAUUUUGUCUGCUUUGGGUGCUACUCUCAGUGUGAUUGUGGACAUAAACAUCAACAUCUCAGUGGUGAUCUCAGCACUGAUAGCUAUCUUCUACACUCUUGUUGGAGGACUUUACUCUGUUGCCUACACAGAUGUGGUCCAGCUGUUCUGUAUUUUUGUGGGCUUGUGGAUCAGUGUGCCUUUUGCACUCUACCAUCCUGCCGUGUCAGACAUCACCAUUUCAGCCAAGGAAGAAAUCUAUCAGUCUCCUUGGCUGGGAAAAAUUGAACCUGAAGACAAAUGGCUCUGGGCAGACAACUUCUUUUUGCUGAUGCUGGGGGGGAUUCCCUGGCAGGUUUAUUUUCAGCGGGUUCUCUCUGCCUCUUCAGCUACCUACGCUCAGGUUCUCUCCUUUAUUGCGGCCUUCGGUUGCUUGGUCAUGGCAGUUCCAUCAGUUCUCAUUGGAGCUAUAGGCGCUUCCACAGACUGGAACAAAACCACAUAUGGUGUCCUCCCUCCGAAGGAUAAGGAUGAGUCCGACAUGAUCCUUCCCAUAGUACUUCAGCACCUCUGCCCGCCCUACGUCUCCUUCUUCGGUCUUGGUGCCGUGUCGGCUGCGGUCAUGUCAUCAGCAGACUCGUCCAUACUCUCAGCCAGCUCCAUGUUUGCCAGGAAUAUAUAUCAGCUUGCCUUUAGGCAGUCGGCGUCAGAUCGUGAGAUUGUGUGGGUGAUGCGCCUCACCAUCUUUGUAUUCGGAGCUUUAGCCACAGCUAUGGCACUGUUAACGGGAUCGGUAUAUGGCCUGUGGUACCUGAGCUCUGACCUUGUCUACGUCAUCAUUUUUCCCCAACUUCUCAGUGUGCUCUUUGUCAAGGGUACCAAUACCUACGGGUCAGUGGCAGCUUAUGUUUUUGGUCUCAUUCUUCGCAUUGGUGGAGGGGAGCCCUACUUAAAACUCCCUCCUUUCAUCUACUACCCUGGUUGGGUGACUGUAGAGAAGGUCCACCACCUCACAGGAGACAUAGAGUACUUUGUCCAGCAGAGGUUCCCCUUCAAAGCUGUGUCCAUGUUGGCAUCCUUCUUGGCAAAUGUGUCUUUUUCCUAUUUGACAAAAUAUCUUUUUGAAAGCGGCAUGCUGUCACACAAGUAUGACUUUUUGGAUGCUGUAGUGUCCAAGCAUAGCAAGGAGAACAUGGACAAAGCCACACUAGUGAGCAAUCAUGAUAAUAUCAUUCUUUCAGAGAUGGCUCCCGUCAAGCAAACCAUGAGUGCUUCUCUUGCUGGGACCUUCACCAACACUGAAGUCCUCAGUGACGAUGGUGCAUCAAGUCCAGAGUCUUUUCACAGUGAAAAUUAGAGAACAAAGGCACAAAGAAAACAUGAACCAAGGAAUGUGAAGAGGAAGGAAUCAUCAUAGAGGCAUCAGCACUCUUCAGGAAACCUCCUACUGCCACACUGGGAGCCAAACCAGGAGACGUCUACUGUGGCUUCUAAGUGACUACACAAGUUGCUUUUGUGAUGGUGACGUGGUGCCUCUUGGUAUUCCUUUUCUUUUUUUUGGAGAUUCUUUGCCUAUGAAUAGGACAGUGACUCUUGAUCAGCCGUGCAAACCAUGCCAUUCUCAUUGUUGUGUUUCGUCACUACCACUCUGUGAAUCUACAACCAUUUCAAUGUCGGUGCUGCUACUGAGAUCUGAGGAACUGAGGACCUGAGGAUCUGAGGACAGUUAAUCAAGUGUCUGCAAGGCUUUAUGGUAGGUUAUAAAAAUUGUGCAAUAUCAAACCAAGGAAUACAAGUAACCCAAGAACCAUAAAAUGUCAUGAGAGGGGGCAGACCAAGGGGGUUAGAAUAGCUGGGCAUUUCCGGGCUCAUCUCAAAAACUGAAGCGAAGAAGAAGAGUUUACCAAUCAACAUGACUUACAUAAAAUUAAAGAGCGAUUGAAAGGAAAUUUUUACAGUGAAUUAGAUAGCAUACUUGUGAGAAUACAAAACAAGAGCUGGUGUUUUUGUUGUUUUUGUUUUUUGUUUUAAGCUGCAGGGCAAUGGUAUGAACACACACACAUCCAAUCCAUUGAGAUCUGUAAUCUUCCUGUUGACUUUGCUCACGACGUUACGCCUUAUGUGGUCAAAUCAAUUAUUUGUGUAAAAUGUCCUCUAACUCUCUCCUUGAUUUUCCUAAAGCCAUGUUGAUUGGUAAACUCUUCCCUUCAAUUUUUGAGGGGAGACUAAGAUGUCCUGCGAUGGACUGGUGACCUGUCCAGGGUUCACCGCUGCCUCUCGCCUGAAAGUAGCUGGGAUAGACUCCAGCAGACCCCGUGACCCUGCAAAGGAUAAAGCGGGUAUAGAUAAUGGAUGGAUGGAUGGACUAUGAUGUCCAGGUCUACAAA
Molecule: messenger RNA, 3056 nt
Organism: Cololabis saira (Pacific saury)
Lineage: Eukaryota; Metazoa; Chordata; Actinopteri; Beloniformes; Belonidae
Product: high-affinity choline transporter 1-like
Exons: 9
Coding region: 254-2026 (590 amino acids)
Biological process (GO): acetylcholine biosynthetic process; neuromuscular synaptic transmission; synaptic transmission, cholinergic
Cellular component (GO): plasma membrane; perikaryon; synapse
Molecular function (GO): choline:sodium symporter activity
Source: RefSeq, a predicted model, not a curated record